Molecule: messenger RNA, 2047 nt
Organism: Lynx canadensis (Canada lynx)
Lineage: Eukaryota; Metazoa; Chordata; Mammalia; Carnivora; Felidae
Product: zinc finger protein with KRAB and SCAN domains 4-like
Exons: 4
Coding region: 566-1741 (391 amino acids)
Biological process (GO): regulation of transcription by RNA polymerase II
Cellular component (GO): nucleus
Molecular function (GO): RNA polymerase II cis-regulatory region sequence-specific DNA binding; DNA-binding transcription factor activity, RNA polymerase II-specific
Source: RefSeq, a predicted model, not a curated record
AACUUGACAAGUGCAAGUUGUCCAUAAAUGCAUGGAAGCCACCUUUUAGUGGGGACAGACCGUGUGUCCCGCGUUAGGUGAUUUCACAUUCUGUGAUCUUCUUUCUUGGUUCUCAAAACCAGUAACAAAACCCUAUAAAUGAGAAAAAUCUUACCCUCACUUGUCAGAUAAGAUAGGAGUAUUUUGAGAGCCAGCACCGGUUCCCAAAAGUCUUUGUAAAAGCACAACGUAUACAGUGUGGGAGCACCUGGUAAUGGCAAAGAGCACGGGCUCUGAGGUCCCUCUGCCUGAGCGCCCAUCCUAGCACCGCCACUUAUUAGCUGGGUGACCUUGGGAAAACUGCUUACACUCUGUGUGCCUUCGCUUCCUCAUCGGUGAAAUGAUCACGGUAACGGUACCCACCUCAAGGUUGUUGUCUGUGUUACCUGAGUUAAUGUUUUUCGUGCCCCUGGAAACUGUGAGGCACAUGGGAAGUGCUCCAGAAAUGUCUGACAAAUAAUGAAAACGAAUGAAUAACCUCUAGGUCCCAGGUGGUGACCAGGGCCAAGAGCUUGUCUGUUGCGAGAUGGCAGCACUGACACCUUCCCGCGGAUCACGGAGUGCCCAGUUCCAGCCGGUGAGGGCUCUGCUCAAGCAUGAAUCUCUGGGAUCACGGGCCUUACCAGGCACAGUUCUCCAGGGUCCUGGGCUUGCCCCGGGAGGGCGCUGCAGAGGAGACGCAGUGGUGGCGGCCAGGCUGCCCCCAGAGCCCCAGGGCUUGCUGAAAACGGAAGACGUGGCCCUGGCUUUGUCCUGUGGCUGGGCGCAGCUGGAUUCCUCUCGGGGGAGCUUCCACGGAGAUGAAGGGCGGGAGAACCCCGGCGGCCUGACCUCCCCGGGUGGUGAAACAGAGGCCGAGAUCCGGGCCCUGCCUGUGGACGAGGUCCGGCCAGUCCAGGAGGCUGGGGGAAUACCACGCCCCCUGCGGGAAGACACUGCCCAGAUUCCUGAAGGCACCGAAGCUGGCGAACAGGAGGGCAGGUUCCCGAGAAAGCAGAAAACCGCCACAGGAAGUAGGCGGCACUACUGUCACGAAUGUGGAAAGAGUUUUGCUCAGAGUUCAGGCCUGACUAAACACAGGAGAAUCCACACCGGGGAGAAACCCUAUGAAUGUGAAGACUGUGGCAAGACCUUCAUCGGGAGCUCUGCCCUCGUCAUCCAUCAGAGAGUCCACACUGGGGAGAAACCCUAUGAGUGUGAGGAAUGUGGCAAGGUGUUCAGUCACAGCUCAAACCUCAUCAAACACCAGAGAACCCACACUGGGGAGAAGCCCUACGAGUGUGAGGAGUGUGGGAAAACCUUCAGCCAGAGUUGCAGCCUCCUUGAGCAUCACAAAAUCCACACGGGGGAGAAGCCGUACCAGUGCAACACGUGUGGCAAAGCUUUUAGGCGGAAUUCACAUCUCCUCAGACACCAGAGGAUCCACGGCGAUAAAAAUGUGCAGGAUCGUGAAUGUGCAGAGACCUGGGAGAGUCAGGGGAGGGUGGAAAGCCGGUGGGAAAACGUUGAGGCUCCCGCGUCUUACACAUGUGACGAGUGUGACAGGAGUUUCACUCGGAGUAGAAGCCUUAUCGAACAUCAGAAAAUCCACACUGGUGAGAAACCCUAUCAGUGUGACACAUGUGGGAAAGGCUUCACCCGAACUUCAUACCUUGUUCAACACCGGAGGAGCCAUGUUGGAAAGAAAGUUCUAUCACAGUGAGCCACGUCGUACAUGCCAGAGUUGUUCGUUCCUCACAGAACUGGGCUGAGGCUUUACUGACCGCUACAUGCCAUCUUGUGUUAGAAGGCCGAGUCUGGAGGGAUGCAUUGUCUUCUACAUUCUAGAAGGUGGCUGGGAAACAGCUUGUUUGAUAGGAGGCUCUGGGAGAGUUGUCUGGCAGAGGUAGGACAUGAAAUGAUUGUUCUCACCUACUGGACUGAAAUGGGCCUCCAGACUGGCUGACCACCUCCAGCCAGCACUUGAUGACGUCUCCUGGCGAGAUGGCUCUGAUGUGGGGGCUGCUGC